AUGGCCUGGGGCUGCGGGCGCUGCGCGCUUUUCCUGCUUGGGGCGCUGGCCCUGGACGCGGCCGGGCUGGCGUUGGUGCUGGUGGGGUCGGUGGUGCAGCCGGCCCGGGCUGGGCGACCGUACGGGGACUGCCUGGUGCUGUCCGGCGCACUGCUGCUCUUCCUCUCGCUGCUCUGCUGGCUGCUGUGGUACACGGGGAACCUGCGCGGGGUGCCGGCCUCCGAGCUGCCCCCGGGGGCCCGCAGCCCCCCGCCCGGGCCGCGCUCCAGCCUGCUCCGCCUGGCUAGUAAACUCUCGGAGCGCCUGUCCCAGCGCCGCCCGCCGCUGCCCUGCCCUUCCCUGCCGGCCCCCGGGUCGCUGGAGCUCCCCUGCCUGUGCGCCAUGGAGAGCCCGGUGGCGCACGGGGACCGGCUGGUGUAAGAGUCCGCCCGCGGCGCCCGGAGAGGAAGAAUACCUGGAAAUAUUGUCCUCGUGCAUACUCUCCACAUGUGUGGAAUCUUGAGCUGGAAGAAUCCUGGUUGGAGUUGCCAAGCUACAUCCGGUGGAGGAUGCUCAUUUUGCUAAGACUGUUCUGCCAAAGUGUUAUACUUCGCAGCCUUUUAAAACUGACAUCUACCCAAAUGUGAUCGCUGACCUAGGACAUGCACUCUCCCAAUGGGGAUCUCUUGACUGGUCAAUGACUUCAGUAUUGCAUCGUCAUUAAGAAUUUUCACAAGCUGAGCCUUAAGUGAAGUUUAUUUAUAUUUUGUAUGCCAUUAUUUUUUUAUAUUGCCCCAGUAUGUAUGGCACCCUCUGUGUACAAUAUUUGCCUCUUGUAUGUGAUGUAUGAGACCCAUGUUGAGACUUGCUCCUUUGAAGUAAUAGUCACCAAUUCUUUUUUUUAUGCUGUCUUCCUGCUGUUUACGGGUAUUGUUUUAAUUGUAUGUGCAGUUCUUCCCAUGAGAGAAUGGGGAACUUGAGUU
Molecule: messenger RNA, 962 nt
Organism: Malaclemys terrapin pileata
Lineage: Eukaryota; Metazoa; Chordata; Testudines; Emydidae
Gene: TMEM238L
Product: transmembrane protein 238 like
Exons: 2
Coding region: 1-420 (139 amino acids)
Source: RefSeq, a predicted model, not a curated record